Messenger RNA from Amphiprion ocellaris (clown anemonefish), 8837 nucleotides. RefSeq names its product myocardin related transcription factor Ba (gene mrtfba). The record is from RefSeq and is a predicted model, not a curated record. Gene Ontology annotation, biological process: smooth muscle cell differentiation. Bases 361 to 3660 code for a protein of 1099 amino acids. NCBI's taxonomy places the organism in Eukaryota, Metazoa, Chordata, Actinopteri, Pomacentridae. The transcript is spliced from 17 exons.
CUAACCGACAGCGUCAUUACGUCACUCUGCAUCCGAACCCAGACCAGUCGCAGCCAUUUUCCUCCGCGAAAUAAACUUCAAUCUCUAUGCUAGACGGGAAAAACCCCAAAUACUUCAGAAGAUUCCGUUGACGCUAAAGGACACGUCGCUGUGAGCCGCAGCUCGAGUGGAACCGGGUUUCAAGUCUUCGCUAUUCGGUUCAACUCAAUGGCUUAGCGUGACUCUUAACAGCAACUAACCCAGACAUCUCUUCCCUCUGUCCCUUGCUGUCUUCUGUUACUACAGGUAGCAGGGAGACGUAACAUAAAGGGACCCAUACUCCUUUUGCUUGCCUCAACCCCAAUCCCCUCCUGAGGCACGAUGGAGCCCCAGGCUUCCCAGGGGCAGCUAGGAGCAGAGGGGGAUUGUGGGAUGUCAAAUCUACUGGUACCCAGUCCCCAGAGCGAGGCGGUGACCCAUGAGAUGGAGGAGCUGUCGCUGCAGCCCACGCAGAGUCUGCCACCGCUCAAUGAACGCAAAAAUGUGCUGCAGUUGAGGCUUCAGCAACGGCGAACCCGGGAGCAGCUGGUGGAUCAGGGCAUCAUGCCACCUCUGAAGAGCCCGGCAGCUUUCCAUGGGCAGAUUCGUAGCCUGGAGAGAGCCAGGACAGAGAAUUUCCUAAAGCACAAGAUCCGCAGUCGUCCAGAGAGAGCAGAGCUGGUCAGGAUGCACAUCCUGCAAGAAACUGGAGCAGAGCCCUCACUGCAGGCCACCCAGAUGAAGCUGAAAAGGGCCCGCCUGGCUGACAACCUCAAUGAGAAGAUCGCCCAGAGGCCAGGCCCGAUGGAGCUGGUGGAGAAAAACAUCUUGCCAGUGGAUUCCAGCCUUAAACAGGCCAUUAUUGUAGGACAGGUGAAUUAUCCCAAGGUUUUGGAUGAAGACAGUAGUGAUGCCCUGUCUCCAGAGCAACCAGCCAGCCAGGAGUCUCAGAGCUCUGUCCCUUCACCAGGGGACAACAAAAUGCCAGAGACGCCGUCACCUGUCAUGGCACCAGCACCACCACCCAGUACCAUUCUGCAGGCCAUCCCAACAACAGACUUCAUGAAAGUGAUCUCCACCAAUGAGCAGCCUGCCAGCCGCCCAGCUGUCACUCCUGUUCAGCCAGUCACUACAGUUGCUCCCCUAAAACCAGGCCCAAUGCUGGUGAAACAAAGCCAGCAGAAAGCUGCGUCAGAGAAGAGUCGCAGUAAGAAGGGCAAAGAGCCAAAGCCAAGGGUGAAAAAGCUCAAGUACCACCAGUAUGUUCCACCAGACCAGAAGCAGGAGGCCAGUGAGGCGCCCAUGGACUCGUCGUAUGCCCGACUUCUGCAGCAACAGCAGCUGUUCCUGCAGCUGCAGAUCCUCAGCCAGCAACAGCAACACUACAACUACCAGACUAUAUUACCAGCACCUCUCAAACCUGUGGCAGAGGGUCAGAGCAACAGUGCCGGCACGCUGCCAACUUCCAUUGUGGUGUCUUUGCCCACUGCACCUCCACCUCCCCCACUGCCUUCAGCUCCGGCUCGGCCAAACAACUCGCUGUCCAACCGCAAGCCAGGAGUCUUGCCUGCCAACCUGGAAGAGAUGAAGGUGGCUGAGCUAAAACUGGAGCUCAAGCUGCGUGGCCUCCCUGUGUCAGGAACAAAGACCGAUCUGAUAGAAAGACUGAAGCCUUUCCAAGACAAUCCCAACACCACUGCUCCUACCACCAUUCCUGCUCCUGCCACUACCGCCUUCUCCGCCAUCCCCAUGGAGGUCACCACAACUACCACCCCUGCCAUAGUACUUCCAGUCCAGCAGGUGACUCCAGAGACUAUAAGCUCCACGCCGCCGGUCUCACCCCUUCCCCCUGAGCCCUCCAUCCUCCAGCAGGAUAUAAGUAUGUCCGAGGCUCCGUCUGAAAUCCACAUGGUGAGCUCCAGCUCAGUAGGCCCGCAGUCCUCACCUCUUCCACCUUUUCGCGUCCCAGAGGAAAAGGACAGGAGGCUCCAUGAGAAGGAGCGGCAGAUAGAAGAGUUGAUGAGGAAGCUGGAGCAGGAGCAGAAGUUGGUGGAGGAGCUGAAGAUCCAGUUAGAGGCAGAGAAAAGAGGUCAGGGUGGCAGCGCUGCCGACUCUGUCUCUCUACCUCCUCAGCUCACAUCUAUACCUGCCAUGAACUCUGUUCCUGCUGUCCUCAAUUCAAAUGUAGUAAAAAUGGAGGGUACCGUCCUGUCAAAUUGUUCGUCCACCACUGCUACCAUCCCAAACUCAAUCCUGUCCUCCCAGGCACUCGGAGCCCCCUUGCCAACAGUGGUGAAGUUGGAGGAUGUCACGGUUUCUUCUGGCAAAGCAUUGCAGCUUCAGACCCAAACACAGCUCAUCACCCAGAUCCAGCCCCAAGCCCAGCCCCAAGUCACCACCAGCCCUCAGCUCAUGCCCCAACCCCAGAAAAGUCCCAAACUGCAGACCAAGCCUCAGUCGCAACCUGCGGCCUCCAGUCUGCAGCAGUUCUUCAUAAGCCACCCAGGGGGGAUGUCCCAGGUGCUGGGUCAGCCUCAGACCCUGUUAACUACAUCUGGGCAACCUCAGACUCUGCUGACCACCACGGGCCAGGCUGGAACUCAGAUCCUCCUCCCUGUGUCACUUCCCAACAAUGCUACUACAAUCCAGCUGCCAAGCACCACUGUCAGCCUGCAGCCUGUUCUACAGGCCACAGUCUCAAAUCCAGGACUGGUCCAUACUCCAGUUCCUCAGCUGCAAACCACUAAGAUGGAGAUGGCACCCAGCCAGCAGCCGCUGCUACAGACUUUGACUAUGUGCAAUAACCCUACUGGUUUGGAGAACCACAACAGGCCUGAGUUGAAUCCCCAGUGUUUCCUGAGGAGCUCCCCAGAAAACAGAAUCUCUCCACGGGCUUCACCUAACCACCGCAUCUCUAAUGGACCCCUAAAUAAGUCUCCCUCUCCUCAGCCCACCUUCAUACUGCAGCCCACCUCCCUGGUUGCUCAGCCUCCCAAGACAAGAGAGCCUCCACGCUAUGAGGAGGCCAUCAAACAGAGCCGUAACAUGCACAUCAACAAUGUUUCACAGGUUCCCUUGGCAACCAGUCAGCAAAUGGAUGACUUGUUCGACAUCCUCAUAGAAAGCGGAGAAAUCACUCCAUUUAUCCAGCAGGACCCUCCAGUGCCUCUCACUAAGACCCUUCCAGUCACAGCCAGCAUCACCACUCUUCCAGUCAACACCGCUCUGUCCAGAGCGCCCCCACAGAUCCAGGUGGCUCCCCCUCCCACCCUGAGCUCCAUCAUCAACCCCACCUUGCCCAGCCUGUCCUCUCUGGCUACAGACAAUCAGCUCGAGGCCUUCCUGGAGGGGACUCUGGCUGAAACGUCGCCGGCAUCGGACCCGCGCACACAGGGCCUGAUGGAGGAGCUGCAGGCCCAGUUAAUGGACCAGCAGCCCUACUCGCCCAUGGACACAUCAGACCUGUCUUUCUGUGACUCCUCGCCUCCAUCCUCGCUCAACAUGGGCCUGUCUGACCCGGCCCUGGACAACAUGGAGUGGCUGGACCUCACCAUGCCUCCGGGUCCUGCCGGGGCGCUCACGCCGCUGGGGAUCCCGACGGACUUCCUGGAUACGCAUGACCUGCAACUGCACUGGGACUGACGGAGGUUUGGAUAAGAAAGAUGGAGGAGAGUUUGCAGUGCAGCUGAGCCAGGCGGGAGAGAUGGAUGGAUGAAGAGGAAAAGGAAGAGACGGACAGCUGCAAAGAGGUUGGGUUACCACAUUUUAAAUAAAGGAAGAGAGAACAUGGCAUUGCUGUGCCAUAUCACUCUUAUCAGUGCAUCCAUGCCAUCUGUAAUAUUCCCACUAAUCUCCAGGAGGAGAUGCUGUACAGGCUGGUUUAAGAGGAACUACAAGUAGGAGUUUGCACAGCUUUAAGAGAGCCUGUUAUUGGCAGGAAAACAUCCACACUAAGGUGAUCGUGGUCACUCGUAGUUUUUGUGAUAAAGGGAUUUUAGACAGCGUUGACUUUUUUUUUGGUGUCUGAUGUCAUAAGGAUCAUUUACAGAGCCAAGGAGACAGAGCCAAAUUCAGACUGAUAGAGCAGACUGUUUGUAAAUACAGUUCAAGCCACACUUAUGAAUGAAAAUCGUGUCCAUUUUAUCGUCUAAGCACAGUAGCUAAAUGUGUAAAAGGAUUUCUGGAGGUGGUCUGAUAAGAAGGCCUUUGUUCCACUGAAGCAUACUGUGCCAUAUGAGGUUACAAAAGCUGGUGGCUGCAACAGAACUCAGUCUAAACGAUGUUUCAGACUACAGAAAGCUGUAAUUAGCAACUGAAAGGAGAUUCGAUUCUCAAUAAAGAGCAGUUUGAGGCCUGCCCUGGGAUUAUCAGUGCUUUAGGAUGUCAGUACUGACCACCUGGGACAGCUUAGGCUAAACCAGUCUAAGUGCUUUGAGAAGUUACCUCAGCCUGUCUGAGGUGCUGGACAGUCGUGUCCAUCUGCUCCUUCUUGAUCCGAAGCCAGACGUCCUCAGUAAGUCAAUCGGUCACCAAGCCAAGAUGUAAAGAGAUUCCUAGAUGAGAGCAGGUCAAGCCUCUGUUCACACUGGUUCCACUUAACUGUGGAUGGCAUGUUUGCUGACUAAUCUGAUAGGAUUGUAUCAGAUGUGACUGUUUUCUUCUGACCUAUCAUGACCCCCACCGGUCAAGCUGAACAACCAAUGACUAAAUAAAGAUUCGACGAGAGGAGGGAGCUCCUCCAUCAAUGUGAGAGCUAUGCACUAAAGAGGCUGAGAGAUCAGACGAUACGCCUCGUCCACCUCAGAACAAGGAAAUGUGAACACUGCAUAUCCAAAGUGAUCAGCGUAUGGAUCACGUUGCCACCUCUGGAGAUACUGCAGCUUUCCAAGUCUCUUAUUUUGAAUGUACUUUUAAGAAAUAUCUUUAAAAAAAAAAAAAAAAAAAAUAGGACUCAAAAAAGGUGGCAGCUUUUUUUUCCUUUGAUGAGUAAACUGACAUAAAACAGCGGAAAGGGAACAAGUAUCAGUUUAUGCAGACACCCCUCCAUAAUAGGUGUGCUGCUAGUUAUAUCAAGGAAUAAAGAUGUCUUUGACGAGCUUUAUAUCUAGCUGUCCUACAAUAUCCCUGCACUUUGUCUCUGUGUGUGUGUGUGUGUGUGUGCGUGUGUGUGUGCGUGUGUGUCAGGAUGGGAAAUAACUGCAUCACUAGCCUACAAACAUGCUAGUUAAAAAUUGCCUGCAGCCGAUGAGCUAGUUUGCUUUGCUAAGCCUUUAUCAAGCAACCGACAGCCCCUUGGAGGAAUCAGAAUAUUCUAAAGUGAUGUCUGGCUGGUAAAAUAGCCGAACAUCUGAUGCAUCAGCUACCGCAGCCUGUAGACAACGUUAGAUUCCUGACUGUGUGUGAGAAGCAAGCAUGUUGUGUGUGUGCAUAUGUGUGGACUUGUCUUCCUGUCCCUUGCAUGUACAUCUGUGUCCCUGUGUGCAUGAUUGUAUUCACGUUUAAUUUCUGGCUGUUUCAAGCUCUUUGUCGGCUUUUGCCAUGAAGUUGUCUGAAGAAAUUUGCUGAUAUCAAAUCAAAUCAUUUGCUAACCACUCGGCUUAUUCCAAAUUUGGCUCUUUAAAAGGCCUCUGAUGACUGUUUUACUGUUUGAACGUGUGUCCUGCAGUCAGAAACACACAGACACCUUUGAGGCAUGAUGCACAGUGAGGAGCUGGUGAAGAGGGCUUUUUUAUUUAACUUCAUUUUUAAUUGAUCGCCUCCUAUUCCACUCACUGUUUCUGUUCACACCUGAGUAUUGAGUUACUGAUUUGGCAUCUCAGUCUAUUUAUUCUUUGGGGACUGAUACAGUUUAAUUGUAUGGCACUUUCAAAUCAACCUUUUGUCUUUUUUCUUUUUUUUUUUAAUCUGUCAGUGAAAUCUUCAGUGAAACCACGUUUACAUUUUAACCACUCUAUCCUGUUAUUACAUCCAUGGGCAGUAGAGGGCGGCGCUGCUCUUCUCUUGUCUCUUCAUGGCACAUUUUCAACCGCAACUUCAGGGUCAUUUCUCACAGCAAAAAAACUGAAACGAGGCUGACUUUUUGUUUUGCGUUUUAAAGAAAUGUAUUUUCUUGCUUGUAUAAUGCUGAUUUACCGUCAGCAAUAAUGCAGACACCUGAGCACACUGAUUGAGAGCCCUUUACAGUGUUUUGUCAGAGCUGCUGCAGUUACACAUUUAUUAUCUGACCAGGCCAAGACACACGGAUGUGUUCAAAUCCAACAUGUCUGACCAUCUGAAAGAGUUCAUGCCAAAUACUGUCUACACACACUUUCUUCUGGGCUUCUAGUGUUGUAUUUUGUGUUCCAGUUGUUUUCUACAAACCUGUGUAAAAGGUGGAGUAAGACAAUCUCGAGAGAGUUUGUUGAUCCAAAACACAACAGAGUAAAAACGAGAGAGAAUUAGAGAAAAGCUGAGGUUGGGUGUCUUGGUCCGUGUCCAUAAGCAAAGAAGCAGAGCACAGUGGUGCUGAAACAGACUUUUUGCUCAACAUUUCAAAAAUUCAGUUUAUUUAUAUAACUUAUGUAGUUUUUUUCUUAAAAAUCGGGCUGAUGUAAGACAGACAAUGACAGGUGUGCAAAAAAAGUCAGAAAACUGAAUAAAAACUUGUUUGUAGCUAAAUAAAAUGAUAUAAAAUACUACAAAAAAGGCAAGCAGAAACCAGGAUGACAUCUUGUAAUGUUAAUUUCUAACAUAAAUAUACAUAUAAAACUAGAAUAUUAAGACCACUAAGUGCACGUCUUUAGCAUGGAAGUUUUUUUGCCUUUAACAUUUACAGUCAAGUCCAAAAUUAUUUAUACCCCUAAAAAUUUUGACUUAAGUUACUUUUAAAUGUAGAUAAAAGCUGAGAAAUUAUUUUUUUCAAAAUGAUGCCUCUUGUACAUCAUCUUAUUAUCUUUUGAGAAACACCUGUGUCAUUUCCAAUCAAAAAAUCUUGCUGAUUGAAUAAAAGUAACUUUAAGUCAAAAUUUCCUAUCAUUAUGAAUAAUUUCGGGCAUGACUGUAGUAUCUGCCCAUACUGAGUCUCAGUCGAUAUGUUUUUUCUAGUUUAAUAGUCUAUGGAAUUCACUCUCACUUAGGAAAAUGUGAUAAAGUAAGGACUUUAUAGGGUUGUCCUGUACACAAGCAAAAACUCCCUGUUGUUGGUCGGCUGAAAUAGAUUUGUAUAAAUCUGGAAGAGCCACUUUGUUUGUCUCAUUUAACCAAAGCUGUGCUCAAACAUAUUCUUUUUAAGUGCACACAAAACAGACAGCCAGUGUGGACAUAUUUACACAGUUUGACAUGAAGUGUGUUUGGGUAGAAAGUCUUACUCCACCUUUAAGAGCUUGGUCUCCUCUGGUUUGUCCUACUUUUGUCGUAUGGAGGCGUUUGGACCUCAGACUACCUGCUUGCAAGUCUGGUUGUAUUUCUUUGAUUCCACUUUGCAACGUGCUGUGCUAGACGAGCAGAAAGUUCAUGUGUCUUAGAUGACGAGUUUGUCUUUGUCUUCUUCGGCAUGUCAGCUUUAAAGCUGUCAUAUUUGUUUUUUUGUUCGCCAAAAAAGGCAGUGGAACAUCUUAUUGAAUUUUUAUUAAGUUUGUGACAUUUUUUAAAAAAUAUUUAUCUCUUUUUUUUUUUUUUUAGGGUUAAAAGUCAAAUUUAAUCCUGUUUUCAUGCUUAUGUUAAAUGUGUAAAAGAAGACUUUGUGUGUAUAUUUUUGGUUUGCAGAGUUUUUUUUUUUCAUUUUAUAUUUCAUAUCAUAUGUACACAAAUCUCAUGGCUGCAGUAAAUCCCCACAUGUAUGUGAUUUACGCUCGAUGUGACGCCACUCACCACUCACCAUUGUUGGCUGCUGACCGGCCAGACAAGGACAGCGAAAAGCAAUAAUGGCUGCUCUCCCCGUGAUGUACUGUACUGUAUGUCAGAUCCUGCCUUGAUUUUAUUAACAUAAGAGCCUUUACUCCAGAGUAAUAGAGUUUAAAAGCACUUCAUAUCCGAGUGGUUCAGCGGGGGGUUUGUUGAAUAACCCUCUUAUGUGUGGUAGAUUUGUGGAAGCACCAUCAGUCUGAGGAACUCUGCAGGUUCUUUCACUGUCGACUACUUGGAACGCGACAGCUGCUGGCUCAGGCUUCCUGCCAUUGAUUUCAGCUCCUCCUCGUUCACCUUCACCGCUUAUCAUCAUGUGAGCGUUUUUUUUUUUUCUGAGCUAGAGAUCGAAGCUCUCGAGUCUCCGCCGUCAUCAGCUGAUUUUACAGUGAAGGAUUUGCGUUGCUCAUCGUAGCCGAGUCUCCUCUCUGUCUCCGCCACCCACGCCAUGCCUCUUGUUGUUUGUAAUGCCAUAUGUUUUGCACAUUGUGUACAUAUUUAUAUAGAUGUAAUGCAUAUUUUUAUACAUGUGUAACAUCCAUUGGGCUCUCUAUUUUGUAAAUACUCAAAAAGAUGUAUAUAAGUACUGUAUGCUUUUAUGUGUCAAUAAAAUUUGGUGUACUGUGAAUAAGCCUCCGCAGAUUGAAUUCAUCUCAACAUUUUAAGCAACUGAUGAGAAACAGAAGCGGAAGAAUGAAGGGAACUGUAUAGUUGCAGGUCAAAUUGACCCAUUUUAAAGUGACAAAAUGUUUGUUUGUUUUUUUUAAAGUAUUUUUUCAGUAUGAAAGGUCUUCUGCUUGGCUUAAUAAGUGUAAAAUGGUUCAUUUCACAUAUUUGCAAACCCACUCUGAACAGAAGACAUGUCUUAUGUAAGUUUAUCAACAUCACUCCAUAAAAUGAAAAAAAUCUAAUGUAAAAUAAAAUAAUGUCAUGUGAAA